This is a messenger RNA of Ochlerotatus camptorhynchus, 1301 nucleotides long. It is a transcript of the gene beg, whose product is annotated as malonyl-CoA-acyl carrier protein transacylase beg. The record is from RefSeq and is a predicted model, not a curated record. NCBI's taxonomy places the organism in Eukaryota, Metazoa, Arthropoda, Insecta, Diptera, Culicidae. The transcript has 2 exons. The coding region runs from base 100 to 1290 and encodes 396 amino acids. Gene Ontology annotation, molecular function: transferase activity.
CCUUUGCCGGUGCAGUUCUUUUACGUAAAAAAUAAUGUGACAUGUUCUCCAACUAAGUUUAUCAAGUUGUGACUGUUAUUUGAGUACAAGAAACGCAUAAUGUUUUCCCUAUCAAUCGCCAGAAGGUUACACCGCGUUGCUCUCCUACACUGUAAACCACAGGCUCCAGAAGGACCAUCUCUGGGCGCCGAAAAGGUAAAAGACCUUCUGGACAACGCCGCCACAUUCGAGGAUGUUCAAUCGAUAAGCGAACAGGACUCUUGGGCCACCCUGCCAUAUGUGGAUGGCACCUUCUUCGGUCGUAAUCAAGCGUUGAAAUCGAGCCGACCGAAAAUUGAUCCCCGCGAGACGUCUAUCAUUCUGUUCCCCGGCCAAGGCUCGCAAUAUGUUGGAAUGGCAUCCAAACUGUUGAAGUUCCCUGGAGCACGGGAUAUUUUUGCAUUGGCCAAUGAAAUGCUAGGUUACGAUCUGCUAAAACUGUGUGUCGAAGGUCCGAAGGAAAAGCUGGAUCAGACCAUGUAUUGUCAACCGGCGGUGAUGGUCUCGUCCUUAGCCGCUCUUGAACAGCUCAAAGAAGAACGUCCCAACGCGAUAGAUAAUUGCUUUGCUACGGCAGGCUUUAGCCUGGGAGAGAUUACAGCUUUGGUAUUUGCUGGUUCCAUUCCAUUCGACAAAGCGGUUAAACUGGUACAGAUACGAGCAGAAGCGAUGCAGUGGGCUAGUCAACAGAACAAGAGUGGAAUGGCUACGGUGCUGUUCUCGCCGGAUGCUCGACUCGGAGAAGCCUGCAUGGAUGCUGUGAACUGGUGCGUCCAGCGGGGUAUGGAGAAUCCGGAAUGCAGGAUAGCUAAUUAUUUGUAUCCCAGUUGUAAGGUAAUCGCUGGCAAUGAGGAAGCUCUGAAAUUUCUCGAAGCCAACACCAAAAAAUAUGGCUUGAAGCGGAUAAAACGCUUGCCGGUUAGUGGAGCAUUCCAUACAGAGCUUAUGGCUUCGGCUGUGGAACCAUUUGCGCAAGCAUUGAAAAAGAUAACCAUUGAGGAUCCAAUCAUCAGUGUACACUCAAAUGUGGAUGGCAAAAAGUACCGCAACGUAGGUCAUAUACUGAAUCAGCUUCCGAAGCAGAUAGUGAGGCCGGUUAAGUGGGAACAAACGUUGCAUAACCUGUACGAGCGGAAAAGUGGAGAAUUCUUCCCUCGAACGUUCGAGUGCGGACCGGGUAAAGGCCUGAAAGCCAUUCUCAAGCAAGUAAAUGCCAAAGCGUGGGAUUCAUCGUUCAAUAUAGAAGCGUGAUAAAUUCAGAA